Macrosteles quadrilineatus (aster leafhopper) is the source of this 711-nucleotide messenger RNA. Its product is annotated as leucine-rich repeat-containing protein 51-like. Bases 78 to 665 code for a protein of 195 amino acids. The record is from RefSeq and is a predicted model, not a curated record. NCBI's taxonomy places the organism in Eukaryota, Metazoa, Arthropoda, Insecta, Hemiptera, Cicadellidae. The transcript is spliced from 4 exons. Gene Ontology annotation, molecular function: protein binding.
AAAAUUUAAGGCUAAAAAUUUUUGGUAUAAACUAUGAAUUUGAUUCUAUUUGGCCCAAAUUGAGCAUCUAUUUCCUCAUGGCAGAACCUACUGAAGAACACUCUAAAGUAUCUUGGGCAGUUCCUCCUCUUGACUUUUCAUUUAAACAAAUAGCUGACGAAACUGACAUUUUUACCCAAAAACCAAGUAAGAAUCGGCUGGGUACUGGUCCAAAAGUUGGAGAAGAUGGCAAGUACAAUGCUGCAGCUGUGUGGUUAGGCAACAAUAAGCUACAGACUACUAGAGAUGCGGCAGCCAUCUUGAAUCUGCUUCUUGUUGCUCCAAUCAAUCUUGUUUGGCUCGACCUUUCUUACAACAAGAUAUACGAUAUCGAUGUGCAAAUCCUGCACUUCAAGAACCUGAAGAUUCUUUAUUUACAUGGUAAUGUAAUUUACAACCUGGAAGUGGUGACUCAACUUCAACCACUUCAGGAGCUCCGUUCACUCACUCUCCAUGGCAACCCUAUGGAUUCCCUGCCACAAUAUCGCACGACAGUACUCCAUCUACUACCUCAGCUUACUAGUCUGGAUUUUGUACGAGUCGUAAGAUCUGAGCGUCUAGGAAAACCUCCUCAGUGGCACCAAGAUAUUGUUAGAGGAAAGAAAAAGUCUCUGCCCAAGGAUUGAUUCUGAUUGCCACUGGUACACAUGGAGGAAGGAAUGGACAAAAAUA